AUUUCAUACAGAAGUCUGACAGCUAUAUUUCUGUCUGGUUUGCCAAAUAAAAUUGCUGAAACAGCACAAUACAUUCUCCAAGUGAGAUAAAGUAAACUUUUAGCACCGUGUCACAAAUUUUCAGGAGAUCAUAAAUGUGACUCUAUGCACCGGCUGUCCCAGAAUCACCAAGGAAGUAAAAGCCAAAUGUAUAAAACCUUGCUUUGCUGCUCACAGGUCUAGGUAACUGAGUCACAAUUUUUCCUGCAGUUGUGUAUGGGUAUUAGGCUUGGUGCUUUCCAUGUUAAAGGAAGAAAAGCAACUGAGGGUGUUUGAGAACAUAAUCCUGAGGAGAAUAUUUGGACGUGGGUGUAAUGAAGUGAAAGGAGGUUGGAUAAAAUUCAAUAAGGAGGAGCUACAUAAUUUCUACUCUUUGCCAAAUAUUAUUACAUUGAUUAAAUCAAGGAUGAGAUGAGCAUGGCAUGUAGGGAAGUCCCCACAGAGCUCUGGUGGGAAAAUCUGUAGGAAGGAUGCCAUAAGAAGGACCAAGACUUAGAUGGGAGGAUAUUAAAGUGGAUCUUAAAGAGACAGGAUGGGAGGGCAUUGACUGGAUACAUUAUGGCAGGCUUGUGUCAACAUGGUACCAAUUCUUUAGUCUCCAAGAAAUGCAUGAAAUUUCUUGAGUAGCUGAGCAACUGCUGCCUUCUGAAGACUCAGCCCUGUGGAGUCAGUUUCUUGGUUUAUUUGUUAAAUGGUGAUUACCUGAUGACCCUGAACAGACUGGGGUACCAGAAGUGGUGCAGCUCUAGACUUGUAUUUGGGAGAUACUGCAUUUAAAUAUGAGCCACAUCAUCAGCCAUAUUGAAAUAUGUAUUUUGAUAAGAAAGGUGAUAUUUAAAAAUCAUAACAGUAAAAUAGAUAUUAAAUAUGUCAUAUUAUGCACCUUCUUUCACAGUAAUUUAACUCAUACUAGGAAAAAGAGUUUGUAUGGGAAUGUUAUUGAAAAUCCUGUUGUAUUUAUUGAAAUAAAAAGUUCAUCAAUAUAACUUCAGCCUUUUGGCAGACAGUUUAUCAUUUCAAGAAAAAUGGUUAUCACUGGAAUCCGAUAAUUUGAUUGCCUUGAUAAUUUUUGAUGUCAUGAAGUCAAGUGCCUAAUUCAAAGCUAGAUUUUAUCUUAUUCACAUUACAUAUAAGUAUCUGUUAAGUGUCUUUGCUUCUCAGACUAGCAAUAUGAAGCUUUUUCUUGCAGUUUUUUCCACACUCGUGCUUGGGUGUCUGGGGGCCCACAGUAAAAUACAGGGAGUCUUUGUAGAUCUGGCCCGAAAUUUGAAAAUUGUAAAUGGUGAGAAGGCUGAAGACGGAGAGUUCCCAUUUCAGGUGUCGUUACAGUAUGCUGGCAGACAUUAUUGUGGAGCUACGCUUCUGUCAACAGAGUACAUCCUUACAGCUGCUCACUGUAUCUUUGGGAACCUCGUUGGCGAUUACAGUGUCCGUGCAGGAUCCAAUGCUAACUAUGAAGGAGGUACUGUGCACAGAGUUGUCGAGUGGGCUUAUCAUGAGGACUAUAUAAAUGAAGCCUACUGGUACAAUGAUAUCGCUGUUCUAAAGGUGAACCCAAAUUUCACACUGACUGAAAAUCUGACACUUACUAAACUGCCUCCCGAUGGUGACGAACCUGAAGAUGGAGCUGCAAGCGUCGCUAUUGGUUGGGGGUCUACCUGUUAUGGAUGUGCUGGACAAACUAACCUGCAAAAGGUUAACUUGAGGAUCUUCUCACAUGAAGAUUGCCUGGAGGCCUAUGGUGAUGGACCCACAAGAGACAUGGUUUGCUCAGGUGUUCCGGAGGACACGAAAGGAGUCUGCAGUGGGGACUCUGGUGGUGCUCUUCUUGUUGACGGUGUCCAGAUUGGCAUAACCUCAUGGACAAGGAUCCCUUGUGCAGAAUACCCUGCUGUAUGGACCAAGGUUUCUCAUUAUCGUGAUUGGAUUGCAGAAAAGACAGGAGUAAUCAUUAAGCUUGCACUAAACAUAGGGUUACACAACAAUGUAAAAGCAGAUGACCGACAUGAUACAAGGAUCAUAGGUGGGGAAGAAGCCCCAUCAGAAUCUCAAGUGGUGCUUCUGCUGAACCCCAACACCACUGCACAAUGUACUGGCACACGAAUUUUUCCUCAGUGGUUUCUUACAGCUGCUAAUUGCAAUCCUAGUGGUACAAAAGAUUUCAUUGUGAUAUCAAGGAACAAUAAUAAUGGACAAUAUGAUAACCAUACUAUUACAAAAUGGAUUAAUCACAAUGAAUACAAUAAUAAUAAAUACUGGAACAAUAACAUUGCUCUAGUGAAGGUAGAACCAAUAAUUGAAGGCCCAUACACAGCUGUGCUUCCUAAUGCUGAUGUUGCAGACUAUACCAAUGAAACUGGCACUGUAUUUGGUUGGGGAGCAAAUUGUGGCUUUUGCAGCUGGAGUGAAACACUGAAGAAGAUUGACAACUUGAAAAUCUAUAGUCAUGAAGAGUGUGAAGCAAUUUAUGGAGAAGGACCAACAAACAGCACAAUCUGUGCAGGAAAUCCUGAUAAACUAGAGGGAAUAUGUGACGGUGACAAUGGUUCCCCACUCAUGGUGAAAAAUGUGAUUGUUGGAGUUACAUCUUGGAUGAGAUAUCCGUGUGCUUCAGUGCCAGCCGUUUUUACCAGCGUCUCACAUUAUAUAAAAUGGAUACAUUUAUCUGUUGCUAUUAUUCCAAUACUGUGAACUUUAAUAGAACAACCUGCGGUUAAUGUUAAC
Messenger RNA from Cryptotermes secundus, 2763 nucleotides. Its product is annotated as trypsin 5G1. The transcript has 15 exons. Gene Ontology annotation, molecular function: serine-type endopeptidase activity. Gene Ontology annotation, biological process: proteolysis. The record is from RefSeq and is a predicted model, not a curated record. Lineage: Eukaryota; Metazoa; Arthropoda; Insecta; Blattodea; Kalotermitidae. Bases 1210 to 2730 code for a protein of 506 amino acids.